Messenger RNA from Notothenia coriiceps (black rockcod), 2449 nucleotides. RefSeq names its product NUAK family SNF1-like kinase 1. The transcript is spliced from 7 exons. Gene Ontology annotation, cellular component: cytoplasm. Lineage: Eukaryota; Metazoa; Chordata; Actinopteri; Perciformes; Nototheniidae. The coding region runs from base 354 to 2438 and encodes 694 amino acids. The record is from RefSeq and is a predicted model, not a curated record. Gene Ontology annotation, biological process: intracellular signal transduction; protein phosphorylation; microtubule cytoskeleton organization. Gene Ontology annotation, molecular function: tau-protein kinase activity; ATP binding.
CCCUCCUGCUGCCGAUGAGCCCUCGGAAGAUCCAAAAUUAUCCCAAAGGAGUGUGACGCGCCGGGAUGUUGCUAUGAGAGCUACUUUACGAACGAGCAGGCUCCACCCAUCGCUCUUGUUGCUGUGUUUCUGAGGGGAGGGUCGAAGAGGAAAACACAACUGCUGCCCAAUGGAUCGGAUGGGUUUCAUAUGCAUCUUUUUAAAGCCAAUAGACUACUUUGUGGAUCUGUUAACGCUCUUUAUCAACAACUGCUUAGUCACUAGAGCUGCUUUCGUUUUGUGCUCCAAGUGCUCGGAUACAGUUCCAGUGAGGGCUGCUCCUCCGGACAGGUGCGCACGGGUGCGCAGAGAGGAUGGGCAGGAGUGAGGCUGACAGCAGAGGCGCAAUGAACACCAGCGACUGCUCCGAGCUCGGUUGCCCGCGGGACGUGACAUGCAGCGGCAUCCGUGCGGGUGAGAAGUCCGCGGCGCUGGGAAGCCACCGUGCCUGCAGCGCGGACAAGAGGCAGAGAGACCCAGACAUGGAGGGUGCAGCGAGCCCGGCUCCAAAUGUCACAGAGCCGACUGAAGUAAAGAAACACCAGCACAAACACAACUUGAAACACCGCUACGAGGUGAUGGAGACUUUGGGGAAGGGCACCUACGGCAAAGUGAAGAAGGCAGUGGAGAGAGCAAGCCUGAAAACGGUGGCGAUUAAGUCAAUACGCAAGGAGCGUAUCACAGAUGAUCUGGACAGAAUUCACAUCCAGAGAGAGAUUGAGAUCACCUCCUCGCUCAGGCACGCCAACAUUAUACGCUUCCAUGAGGUGUUUGAGAGCCGGGAUAAGAUUGUGAUAGUGAUGGAGUUCGCCAGCAGGGGAGAGCUGUACGAUUACAUUCAGGAGAGAAGGAGACUGCCUGAAACAGAAGCCAGAGGCAUCUUCAGACAAAUCACAUCUGCUGUCCACUACUGCCACAAGAACGGCGUUGUGCAUCGAGACCUCAAGCUGGAGAACAUCCUUUUGGAUCAAGAUUUUAACGUAAAGCUGGCUGACUUUGGCCUUUCCAAUCACUUCCAGAGGGGCACUCUGCUGCAGACCUACUGUGGAAGUCCACUUUAUGCUGCCCCGGAGAUAGUGAACGGACUGCCCUACCAGGGGCCAGAGGUGGACUGCUGGGCGCUGGGGGUGCUGCUUUAUGCCCUGGUGUACAGCAGCAUGCCAUUCAAUGGGGCUAGCCACUGCACACUUACAGACCAAAUCAGCCAAGGUCGCUACAGCAGACCCAACCCCCCAUCAGACGCCUGCGCUCUUAUCGACUGGUUGUUGACAGUGCGUGUGGAUGAGAGGGCUACGAUAGAGGACGUUGCCAACCACUGGUGGGUGAACUGGGGUUUUGAAGAGAGUGUGUGUGACUGCCCUUCAUCCCCACACCAAGAAUGCCCCUCCCCCCUACUGGCACGCUACAUCGACUGGCAGAACCGUGUCGCCCUUACCAGCAACAUGAGCCUAUCCUCAGACUCUUCCUGUCCACCUCAACUCUCACCUCAUCCCUUUUACUUCAGCUUCCCUCUGACGAGUGAUCGAGGAGGAGGAGGAGGAAGGUUAUGCAGAAGAAUGUCAAGCCUGAGGAAGUCGCGCAAGGAGAAUACAAUUCCCCAGACUGCACUUGGAGCUUGUGAUGGUGUUAGCGAAACAGCUGCCUCCUCUGCUGCGAUUUCCUCCACUCCCACCAUUGAAAGAAAGAAGCCCAAAGGUAUUCUAAAACCCCAAAGAAGUUUUGACUCAGUCUUUCACAGCCCUCCUAAAGAAAUCUUCUCCUCCCAACCGUGUAGCACUGCUCCCCAGCCUUUUCGAUCACAUUCACUUCCCCGCACACAUGCUGAUGUCCUUUCCACCAGCCUGCCACCUCCCUCUACUUUCUGUCAGCCCUCAACCAAGAUGCCCAAGAAGGGGAUACUGAAGAACUUGUAUGGGGGGGAAUCAAGUUAUAGCUCAUCCUCACAAAGAAGGAUCUCUGGAGCAGAAGUUAAAGAUGGAGAAGGAGCAGGUGAUUUCUGCUACCACAACCAGCACACUGGGCUCCCAGCGGCAGAAGACAGCCCCACCAUGCGCACUGAAGCGGUAAGAAGAAGGAAGGGGAUUCUGAAACGCAACGGCAAGUUCUCUCGCAGUCUGGAUCUUCACGAUGACCAGCACCCGGCAUCCAUGAUAUUCCCUGAAGCUCUCCAGCAGCUUCUCCAGGACACAGGGGGUGCCCAGGGUCGCCGUAGCCGGCCCUCAAGUGUGGUGAGCGAGGAUAGCCUCUUCUCUUCCGAUUCCUUUGACCUCCUAGACCUCAGCGCUCAAUCACGUCGCAGGUUUUUCUCUCGUGCGACGCAGCAAAGCGCGUGCAGCUCUGAGGAGGACCUGGAGCAGAUGAGGGUUGAGUCACACAGAGUUAGUGGAGAAGGCUGCUAACAUAAGCCCAA